CGCAAACAUGCCAAUAUAAAGCACUUACGUACAAAUUCACCUAAAAAAAAGUUUUGCGUUCUGAAAGAAUUGGGAGUGUACACUACAAGAGUUUUCGCUCAGUUUUCUCAACCAUAUUGAAACAUCUGAAGGGAACAAGAAACAUUCAGGAAAUGGCUAUCGCAUUCGACAGCAAUUCUAUUGUUCCGUUAUGGCUGGAUGGUACCCAACGAGUCACAAAGACCACCUUUGAUGUGGUUUCACCGGUCCACCAUCAGGUUUUGUGGAAAGCUUCUGCAGCUGACGAGGAUGACGUGCGCGACGCGAUUGCGUCUGCUGCCUCAGCCUUCAAGACAUGGCGAUGGAAAAAACCCCAGGAGCGCCGAGAUAUUUUUCUGCGGGCCUACCAGCUCUUAAAGGACCGUCGUGAUGAGAGCCACACAUACAGCAGCACAGAGACUGGCGUUCCUCCUGAGCCGUUCGGAUUCGAAUAUGGCACCGCGAUAGACAUGUGCCUCCAACUGGCAGGACUGUCCGCUAAUUACGGUACUUUAGUUGACCCUGACGAGAAAGACACCAGUGCGGCGUUCAUCAGUCAACCCUAUGGUGUGGUGUUGGGUAUUGCACCGUGGAACGCUCCUCAUACCCUCGGCAUGAGAGCCUGCCUUUUCCCACUUGCUGCUGGGAAUACGGUCAUUCUGAAAGGUCCUGAACUAGCUCCAGCCACGUACUGGCAUUUCGUCUCCAUUCUACAUGAAGCUGGACUUCCGGCCGGCUGCCUGAAUACCAUCUACCACAGGCCAAGUGAUGCUGCUGCGAUCACUCGCCAAUUGAUAUCGCACCCUACCAUCCGAAAGGUAAAUUUUACAGGUAGUACCGCAGUAGGAUCCAUUGUCGCGGGGCUUUGUGGACAAUACCUGAAACCCUGCCUGCUUGAGCUCGGCGGGAAAAAUGCAGCGAUCGUUUGCGCAGAUGCAGACCUCGAGUUGGCAGCGCAGCAGUGCGCGCUGGGGGCCUUCAACCAUGCAGGCCAAGUGUGCAUGAGCACAGAACGCAUCAUAGUCAAUGCCAGUGUCGUCGGCAACUUUCGCACGGCUUUGAAGGCAGCACUAAACCGUCUCUUUGGCCCCGACAAGGCUGCACCCAUACUCAUCAACGAGAAAUCCACAGUAAAAGUGCAAGCGCUUCUGGAUGACGCAGUUAAAAAGGGGGCCAGUGUUUUGCAUGGCUCUCUGUUCUAUGCAGAUGACGGGGGAAAUCGCCUGCGCCCUGUAGUUCUCGAGGAUGUCAAACCCGGUAUGCGCAUCUAUCAUGAAGAAUCUUUCGGUCCCUCCGUGUCGCUAUACACAGUUGCAGAUGACGAGCAGGCGUUGCAGCUAGCCAACGAUACUCCAUAUGGCUUAACUGCGGCAGUGUUUACGGAAGAUCUGCGACGGGGAUUGAAGUUUGCGAAACGACUGGAGACGGGAGCAGUACAUAUUAACAAUAUGACCAUCCACGACGAGGUGUCUCUUCCUCACGGCGGUGUUGGGGACAGUGGCUUUGGCCGUUUCAAUGGGUCGGACGGGUUGAGAGAAUGGGUUAGGACGAAAGCGAUUACCUGGCGGGACUGAUCAUGUAUUGAUAUGUUGUAUUUCGGACAAAGUAGUAUUUAUAUUUUCCACCACAUUGAUAAGCACCCUCAGGUAGAAGGGAGAUGAACUAAGCGGAGUUGAUAUGAAUAUAUAAUCUCAAUCUAGCAGGACGUUGACAUGAG
This is a messenger RNA of Talaromyces proteolyticus, 1735 nucleotides long. Its product is annotated as Aldehyde/histidinol dehydrogenase. Gene Ontology annotation, molecular function: succinate-semialdehyde dehydrogenase (NAD+) activity. The coding region runs from base 153 to 1592 and encodes 479 amino acids. The record is from RefSeq and is a predicted model, not a curated record. Lineage: Eukaryota; Fungi; Ascomycota; Eurotiomycetes; Eurotiales; Trichocomaceae. The transcript has a single exon.